CCAGCCGCGGGCUCCUUUGCCCCGCCUUCGCGGCGCCCGUUUCCUGGCCCUCCCCACCUUAAGCGAGACCAACGAGAGGACACCGCCUGCGGCUAGAACAUCCGGCCAGGAGCGCAACCGAGUGGCGCGCCAACGUGAGAGGAAACCCGUGCGCGGCUGCGCUUUCCUGCCCCUAAGCCGUUGUAGACGCGGAACUGUGUUUAUUGACCAAGUUCUGUGAGUGACAGAGGAAAGCCUUCCUGCCUCUUGCGCCACCCACCACUCAGAAAUUACAUCUGUCAAGCUAUUCCACACCUUGUCUUUCUGGAAAAAUGCUUUCUGAAAGCAGCUCCUUUUUGAAGGGUGUGAUGCUUGGAAGCAUUUUCUGUGCUUUGAUCACUAUGCUAGGACACAUUAGGAUUGGUCAUGGAAAUAGAAUGCACCACCAUGAGCAUCAUCACCUACAAGCUCCUAACAAAGAAGAUAUCUUGAAAAUUUCAGAGGAUGAGCGCAUGGAGCUCAGUAAGAGCUUUCGAGUAUACUGUAUUAUCCUUGUAAAACCCAAAGAUGUGAGUCUUUGGGCUGCAGUAAAGGAGACUUGGACCAAACACUGUGACAAAGCAGAGUUCUUCAGUUCUGAAAAUGUUAAAGUGUUUGAGUCAAUUAAUAUGGACACAAAUGACAUGUGGUUAAUGAUGAGAAAAGCUUACAAAUAUGCCUUUGAUAAGUAUAGAGACCAAUACAACUGGUUCUUCCUUGCACGCCCCACUACGUUUGCUAUCAUUGAAAACCUAAAGUAUUUUUUGUUAAAAAAGGAUCCAUCACAGCCUUUCUAUCUAGGCCACACUAUAAAAUCUGGAGACCUUGAAUAUGUGGGUAUGGAAGGAGGAAUUGUCUUAAGUAUAGAAUCAAUGAAAAGACUUAACAGCCUUCUCAAUAUCCCUGAAAAGUGUCCUGAACAGGGAGGGAUGAUUUGGAAGAUAUCUGAAGAUAAACAGCUAGCAGUUUGCCUGAAGUAUGCUGGAGUGUUUGCAGAAAAUGCAGAAGAUGCUGAUGGAAAAGAUGUAUUUAAUACCAAAUCUGUUGGGCUUUCUAUUAAAGAGGCAAUGACUUACCACCCCAACCAGGUAGUAGAAGGCUGUUGUUCAGAUAUGGCUGUUACUUUUAAUGGACUGACUCCAAAUCAGAUGCAUGUGAUGAUGUAUGGGGUAUACCGUCUUAGGGCAUUUGGGCAUAUUUUCAAUGAUGCAUUGGUUUUCUUACCUCCAAAUGGUUCUGACAAUGACUGAGAAGUGGUAGAAAAGCAUAAUAUGAUCAUUGUAUAAGACAUGUGUUGUCAUUAUUUGUAGUAGUAACUACAUAUCCAAUACAGCUGUAUCUUUCUUUUUCUUUUCUAAUUUGGUGGCACUGGUAUAACCACACAUUAAAGUUAGUAGUACAUUUUUAAAUGAGGGUAGUUUUUUUCUUUAAAGCACAUGAACAUUGUAAAUGUGUUGGAAAGAAGUGUUUUAAGAAUAAUAAUUUUGCAAAUAAAGUAUAUAUUAAUAUUAUAUUUAUGUGAUAAAUUCUAAAUUAUGAACAUUAGAAAUCUGUGGCACAUAUUUUUGCUGAUUGGUUAAAAAAAUUUUAACAGGUCUUUAGCAUUCUAAGAUAUGCAAAUGAUAUCUCUAGUUGUGAAUUUGUGAUUAAAGUAAAACUUUUAGCUGUG
Molecule: messenger RNA, 1687 nt
Organism: Chlorocebus sabaeus (green monkey)
Lineage: Eukaryota; Metazoa; Chordata; Mammalia; Primates; Cercopithecidae
Gene: C1GALT1C1
Product: C1GALT1 specific chaperone 1
Molecular function (GO): N-acetylgalactosaminide beta-1,3-galactosyltransferase activity
Source: RefSeq, a predicted model, not a curated record